Messenger RNA from Cyclopterus lumpus (lumpfish), 1171 nucleotides. RefSeq names its product zinc and ring finger 2b (gene znrf2b). Lineage: Eukaryota; Metazoa; Chordata; Actinopteri; Perciformes; Cyclopteridae. The record is from RefSeq and is a predicted model, not a curated record.
ACAGCUUGACAGCUUGCCUGCACGGAGUCUCCUUUACUGCCGCUGAUAAAACGGUUUUGUGCGCGGCUUUCUCCUCCAUCACUUCCUUCCCUUUGAGCAAUGCGUUGUCCGGCGGGGAGGGUGUGAGGAGCCCGUAUCUUCACCCUGUCGCCCUGCUCAGGAGCUAUGGCGGAGCGGACACUGAGGAUCAACCAGCGGUCGGAGCUCAGCGGGUCCACAGCGGCGGCUCAAACGAGGAAGGGUCCCACUUUACCUGCGGCGCCGCCACACAAUGGUGACGGCUUCUAAAGUUUUACACACCUCUCGACCUUCUGUCACAGCUGGCCCGGUUCAACUUUUCACCCGCUGGCAUCUCCCAAAUGUCGACGGGGUCGUAGGCGACGCCGAGUUAGUUCUGCUUCCCCCCCCCCCCCCCUUGUUUACGUGUGUCCGGUAAAGCCGUCUGCCUCGGCCGUCAAUCUGGCGCACUGUCCCGCAGUGGCUCACAGAGAGCCUCUUUAAUAUUUCAAAGCCGAGUCACUGGAGGUCAACAUGGGGGCAAAGCAGAGCAGCCCGGCCGCUAUUCCAGCUGCCAACGGACGGACGAGAGCCUACUCCGGCUCGGACCUGCCCUCCAGCACGUCCAGCAGCAACGGCAGUAACGUGAGCAGGACUACCGCCGGGGUGUGCGGUACCAUGGCGUACAGCGCCUCCGUAGCCUCGUCCAGCACCAGCCAGCACCACGGAGCCAGGGCCAGAUCUGUGGGGGGCUCUGGGACCAGAACCCAGUCCGGCAUUAACAUUCCGAACAGCAGCGGAGCCUACAACUCGCAGGAGUCCGGCGGCAGCAGCCCGGAGGAGGCGGACAGGGAGCGCCCCGGCGGAGGGCACGAGGUCCCCGACUGUUGAUCGGAUCGCUACCCGCACACCUCUUCGCCUCAUCUGUUCGGAGGUAAGAGGGCACGGGACCGUUUAGGAUGGAGCCAAUGUCACCACGAAGUGUUUAGGAUGUCUCACGUACUCGAAUCAAUGCUCAGGCUACAUUCUUUUUACAUGACAUGUCAUUUAGCUGACGCUUUUUUAUCCAAAGCGACUUACAAUAAGUGCAUUAAACCAUGAGUCCAAACAUGAUCAGAAGAUUGGUUGGUCAUAGGCGAAAAACAAAAAACAUUUGCCAUAUGUGGGAAACGUA